ACUUCAGUGAGAAGCAAAAGCACCCUUUCAGAUUUAUUUUCUGUAAGAGACGGUGUUUGUCACUCACAGUUUCCUCCUUUCUCCUCUCAAGUCUCAACUCCCGCCCUGUAACAUACACUCUCUCUUUCUCUCUGUAGGGGGAAUCCAUGGCAGAUGUUGUGAGGAAGUUCUUCACCACAUCAAUGCUUAUGUGGAUAGCUCCAAUCGUGAUUCUAUAUGGUUUUAACAACAACUUAUUUCCUGGGUCAAAUCAAUUGUCUUCUCAUUCCUUAACGAUUUUGAGCGGAUUGCUUGCUGUUAUCUCUGUCAAUAUUGUGAUUGCAUUCUAUAUUUAUAUGGCGAUGAAAGAGCCCUCCAAUAAGCACGAGCCAGAUCCUGCUUUUCUUGCCGAAGCUAAAGCCAGUUUAAAGCAGCAACAGUCCACUCCAACUGAAACUGAAGAUCUUUCCCAAGAUCGCCAGAAGCAUGAGUAGAGAUGGAAACGUGCAAUGACCAGACUUUUGAGGGGCUUUUAUUUGAAGGGAGAAAUUUGUGAUUAUGGUUAGGAGGCAUUGAUUUCCAAGAAAAGUUGUAUUUGGCCUGGUGGCAAGUCUCAUGAAUGUUCACAGAAAAAUUUCCUUAAAUUUGGUCUGAUGUGAUGUAUGAAUUUUUUGUUGCACUACUUCUUUGAACUUGGAGUGGAGUUAUUUAAGUUCUACUGCAUUAAUAGUCCAAUGAUUGUACUGUUGUUUCUCAAUUUCGUUUCCAGGCUCUACUUUGUUAUCAUUGACUCGGCCGUAUUUAUCUAAAACUAGUGUCAUAUCAAAUACUGCAUUAUAACCUAGAAGGCUAGAAGUGAUUUUAGGGAGGUGAAUUAAAAGAGUGGUGGAAGAUUUUCCAGGGGAUGUCUGUUUUUCUUUUUCUUUCUGCACUUGCUAGUUCUUUUUUUACAACUCCGCAUUUGCCAGUUAGUU
This is a messenger RNA of Papaver somniferum (opium poppy), 953 nucleotides long. RefSeq lists its product as uncharacterized. The transcript is spliced from 3 exons. Bases 147 to 473 code for a protein of 108 amino acids. Gene Ontology annotation, cellular component: endoplasmic reticulum membrane. The record is from RefSeq and is a predicted model, not a curated record. Lineage: Eukaryota; Viridiplantae; Streptophyta; Magnoliopsida; Ranunculales; Papaveraceae. Gene Ontology annotation, biological process: vacuolar proton-transporting V-type ATPase complex assembly.